CGCUCCGCUCCGCUCCGCUGCAGUGAUGUCAGCCGCUCUGGGUCAUUUGAAGGUCAGCAGCUCGGAGGUUCACCCAAAGUUCAGGCGCAUAAAUUAGGCGAUUCAAUCUUUCAGUCGGUGCCAAACUGGAAAUGAGGAGCAGAGAGGAGCCGCGGCUUUCCAAACACCUCCCUGCUGAAAGAACGAGGCUCCGCUCACAGCCGAACCGGGAGGAACCUGCCGCUGGCCGCCGGAGAGCCGGGCGCUCCUAGGAGAAGCUGCGGGACCGACAUCCUUCAGGAACCCGCUGCGGGACGGAGGAGGAGAAGGAGGAGAGAGAAAUCCGCUGCGCUGAGGAGGAGGAGGCGAGUGGAGGAGGAGGGGUGAAGAAGAGGAGUUAGAUGGAGUUGUGUUUCUGCGCAGAGCGCUCAGCAGAAGGAGAACAUGUUCGACUGCAUGGACCUGCUGGCCGUGAGUCCCGGACAGAUGCUGGACUUCUACACGUCCAGCUCCUCCUCCUGCAUGCUGCAGGAGAAAGCUCUGAAAGCCUGCAUCAGCGGCCUGGCGCAGCGGGACUGGAGGCAGCGGAGGAGCGCGCACUCCAUUGAAACGCAGAGCGCCAGUUCCGAGGAGCUUGUCCCCAGCCCGCCGUCGCCGCCGCCUCCUCCCAGAGUCUAUAAGCCCUGCUUCGUCUGCCAGGACAAAUCCUCUGGGUACCACUAUGGCGUCAGCGCCUGUGAGGGAUGCAAGGGCUUUUUUCGGCGCAGCAUUCAGAAGAACAUGGUGUACACGUGUCACCGGGACAAGAACUGCAUCAUCAACAAAGUGACGAGGAACCGCUGCCAGUACUGCCGCCUGCAGAAGUGCUUUGCUGUAGGAAUGUCCAAAGAGUCUGUUCGAAAUGAUCGGAAUAAGAAGAAGAAGGAAAGUCCGAAGCCAGACCUGUCGGAGAGCUACGAGCUGACGGCUGAGCUGGAGACCAUCAUCGAGAAGAUCCGUAAAGCUCAUCAAGAAACCUUCCCGUCCCUCUGCCAGCUGGGCAAAUACACCACGAAGUCGAGUGCGGAUCACCGCGUCAGGCUGGACCUGGGCCUGUGGGACAAGUUCAGCGAGCUGGCCACCAAGUGCAUUAUCAAGAUAGUGGAGUUUGCCAAACGAGUGCCUGGCUUCACAGGGCUGACCAUCGCCGAUCAGAUCACGCUCCUGAAAGCGGCCUGCCUGGACAUACUGAUUCUACGCAUCUGCACCAGGUACACUCCUGAUCAGGACACCAUGACCUUCUCAGACGGACUGACCCUCAACCGGACACAGAUGCACAACGCUGGCUUCGGCCCGCUCACUGACCUGGUGUUCACAUUUGCCAACCAGCUGCUGCCCAUUGAGAUGGACGACACAGAGACGGGUCUCCUCAGCGCCAUCUGUCUCAUCUCCGGAGACCGCCAGGACCUGGAGGAGCCUUCCAAGGUAGACGAGCUCCAGGAGCCGCUACUCGAGGCUCUAAAGAUUUACGUGAGAAAGCGGCGGCCAAGCAAACCCCACAUGUUCCCCAAGACCCUGAUGAAGAUCACGGACCUGCGCAGCAUCAGUGCUAAAGGAGCUGAGCGGGUCAUCUCUCUGAAGAUGGAGAUUCCAGGUUCCAUGCCACCUCUCAUCCAAGAGAUGCUGGAAAACUCAGAGGGUCAAGAUGGUCAGAGCAGCAACAGCAGCACAUCUGCUGAGGCUGAGGACAGCUUCAGCACCAAGGACAGCUCCAGUACCAAGGACAGGUCCAGCACCAAGGGUAGUUCCGGGACCAAGGACAGCUCCUGCACCAAGGACAGCUCCAGCACUAAGGACAGCUCCUGCACCAAGGAUAGUUCCAGCACCAAGGACAGCGCUGUAUUGGAGUCCCCAGAGUCAUCUGACCCUGAGGACGUCUCAUCUUCUCCGUCCAGCAGCGGGCCGUAGGAGGCAGCAGGGCGCCGCUCCUGUUCCUUUGCACAAACAGUUCAGCCUGGAGGAGGAGCUCACUCCUGGGCUCCUCCUCCAGGAGGAGCUAACACCUGGAGGAGGAUCUGACUCCUAGAGGAGGAGCUGACUCUUCCUGGUGGAGGAACCGACUCCUGGAGGAGGAUCUGACUCCUGAAGGAGGAGCUGACCCCUGGAGGAGGACCCACCUCCUACUGGAGGAGGACCCACCUCUUCCUGGAGGAGUAGCCAACUCUUCCUGGAGGAGGAGCUGACUCCUGGAGGAGGAUCUGACUCCUGAAGGAGAAGCUGACUCCUGGAGGAGGAGCUGACUCCUGAAGUAGGACCCACCUCCUACUGGAGGAGGACCCACCUCUUCCUGGAGGAGUAGCCAACUCUUCCUGGAUGGAGGAGCUGACUCCUGGAGGAGGAUCUGACUCCUGAAGGAGGACCCACCUCCUACUGGAGGAGGACCCACCUCUUCCUGGAGGAGUAGCCAACUCUUCCUGGAUGGAGGAGCUGACUCCUGGAGGAGGAUCUGACUCCUGAAGGAGGAGCUGACUCCUUAAGGAGGAACUGACUUCUGGAGGAGGAGCUGACUCCUUAAGGAGGAACUGACUCCUGGAGGAGGAGCUGACUCCUUAAGGAGGAACUGACUUCUGGAGGAGGAGCUGACUCCUGGAGGAGGAGCUGACUCCUUAAGGAGGAACUGACUUCUGGAGAAGGAGCUGACUCCUGGAGGAGGCGCUGACUCCUGAAGGAGGAACUGACUCCUGGAGGAGGAACUGACUCCUGGAGGAGGAGCUGACUCCUCAUUCCUUCUUUUUGCCGGGUGUAUCAUGACCUUCUUCUUCUGUCCACUCACUGAUUCCCUGCGUCUGUGAGGUCUGACAUCAUGGAGGCCCCAAAGCAGAGGAGCUUUGUGUUAAAGGUCAUUUCCAGGUGGGGUCCUCUGGUCGGGGGCUAUAGGAGGACCAGAACACCCCCCUGAACCACAGCACAUCCUGCUCCUCAGGUCUCCUCUCCAUCUCCUCUCUUGUUGUCUGCAUGACGGGAGUUUGCUAACGGUGUCUGUGUUUCUGCGCCUCCACUGUACAUACCACGCUGUGGGCGGGGCUUGGUUCCCGGGGUGAAUUUCAUGGUGCUUGUUGUUCGUGUUAAAAACAAUUUUGAAGGUUUAAAGCAGAAGUUCUUUUUUAAAAAGGAUGUAAAUGUUUUCGCACAGAGUCUGUCUGUAUUUCUUAAACAUGAGUGACUUUUAAUCCACGGUGGCAGAAUGCAUCUUCGCUUCGUUCUGUUCUACUGAGGGAAGCUCAAAGGCGGAGCCUCUGAGACUCACUCAUCAGGCCAGCUGUUUGGAAACAGCCCUGGGAGUUCCUCUAGACAACCUUGGUUCCCCACAUCAACACCUUCCCUGAUAGACCAGUUUAAGCUGAAGAGCAUAAACCUCAGCCUUCCUGUUAUCUGCUGAAGAUUAGACUCUCUCCAGGAAGUGACUCCAAACAAAGUCCUUCUUGGCAGAACUUGCUGCCGGUUCCACUGAUUGGCCUUUAGAGUUUCUAACGACUUUAUGAAGCAGAAAAACAUUGAAUGCUGGUAACCAGUGGAUUUACUGGUCCAUGAUGAGGCCUCUUCUCUUCUUAUCAUAAAAGGAACCAAUAAGGGGAGUUUAGGCAAUUCCAUUAGUUUGAUCAUGGUUUCAACCUGCAGGAAGUUCUUCCAACUCUCCAGGCUGUUCAACCUCCUCCCGCUGCCUCCCCCUAAAGCCUCCUCCAGCUGCCGGCCUGGAGGAGGCGUAUCCAGGGCUGCGUGGGCUCUGCUGUGGCCUUAUGAGCAGCGCUCUGCUCCCUCCUCCUCCCCUCAUCAAGUGUCUUGUUUGAAGCAGUGCAGUCGUGACACACGCUGAUUGUAGUGAAGCAGAAAGCACAUUGUGGGCUCAGAUCGGCGAGUCCUCUCCAUCUGUCUGCCUUCUCUCCUGACCUGGCCGUGAGCGCUACCUGCUGGUGGAGAAGGAGAUUCCUGGGAACGGAGGCAUGAGGAGAUCCUUCUCCACAGCCAAGGUCAAACUGAACCAGAGCAGGAAGUUCCUCUGCCCUUUAGGGACCCAGAACUUCACUGCUUGUUGCUGAUUUGGUCCCAGAUCUCUGAGCUCAGAGGAGCCGUCGGCUAAAAGCCGAACUGGAACAGCAGGGGAAAAGCUACAGCUUCCUGCCUCCUCCUGUUCAGCGAGCUAAUGCUAGCUAGCUCAGUCAGGUUGCUCCAGCAGACAUACCGUUGGAAGAACAAACAAUAGCAAUUAGCAGAGAGAAGCAACAGGUGUAGGAGGGGCAGAGCUGUGUUACAGCCUGUAGGAGGCUAAAAGCAGGUAAGAUGCUUCCUGCCUCAGAAGACCAGAGCUGCUGCCUCCCUGUGUUCAGCUCUGGAUGAAGCUUCAUCCUGGAACAUCUGGGUUCUUCCUGUUUGAGGUGGAUUUUCUCUGCUGAGUCAUUCCAGUUCGUCUGUUUGAGGUGAGUCAGCAACCAGCAGCAGGUUCUGGGUCUCAGAGGCACAGAAACCUCCUCAGCAUCCCAUCCAUCCUCAGACGUCCAUAUCAUCAGGGAACCAGAGCCGCUCCAGCUUUCUGUUUCUGAUUGUUUGAAUGUCUCUGUCUCGCUCUCCUGCUGAGAGACUAAGGGACAUCUGUUGGUUUUUGUGUCUUUGUCUUCUAAACUUUCACAGCGGAACGGAGGAGCGCUUCCUCCACGACUUCUUCUGAAUGU
Molecule: messenger RNA, 4685 nt
Organism: Cyprinodon tularosa
Lineage: Eukaryota; Metazoa; Chordata; Actinopteri; Cyprinodontiformes; Cyprinodontidae
Product: retinoic acid receptor beta-like
Exons: 8
Coding region: 424-1926 (500 amino acids)
Biological process (GO): regulation of transcription by RNA polymerase II; retinoic acid receptor signaling pathway; cellular response to corticotropin-releasing hormone stimulus
Cellular component (GO): transcription regulator complex; nucleus
Molecular function (GO): zinc ion binding; RNA polymerase II cis-regulatory region sequence-specific DNA binding; nuclear receptor activity
Source: RefSeq, a predicted model, not a curated record